Molecule: messenger RNA, 2073 nt
Organism: Rotaria socialis
Lineage: Eukaryota; Metazoa; Rotifera; Eurotatoria; Philodinida; Philodinidae
Source: the annotation of a GenBank genome assembly
AUGAAGUGUUACUUAUUAGUGCUCGUCGUAGCAUAUUUCCAUUGCUUUUCAACAGAAACACUUCCAAAGUUAACAAUUGAUGAUUUUCUUAAUUCAACCCAAUAUAAAUCAUUGAGUCUUUCACCUGAUGCUGGUUAUUUAUUAGUUCACAGUUUGCGUCCUGCUUGGGAAUCGAAUCGAUAUGAAGAUGCAUUGUGGCUUUAUCGAACUGAAACUGCACAAAAAAAAUUGAUUACUAACCAACUCUAUCCCAAUGUCAAACCAAAAUGGUCACCGAGUGGUGCUUGGAUUUAUUACUUAAUCGAUGAAAGCUCACAAACAGAUCCAGUCAACAUUAACGAACGUUCUCGACCGGUGAAAAAUGAAAAAUAUAUUCAUUUAUAUAAUAUUAUUUCCGAAGAAACGUUAUUGAUCGAAGUCGGAAACCACAAUCCACUGGCAAUCGUAUGGGGCAAUGAUGAUAAUUCACUUUAUUUCAUUUCAAUAGCAUCAUCUCAAGAAGACAACAAGACGAAUCAAAACGAAUGGAAGGAUGUUGUUCAAUAUCGACAACGAAAACCGACAGAUAGUACUACUCUCCAUCGUAUUGAUAUUAAAAAUAAAAAUCAUAAAAUAUCUGUGAAAAUUACGACUAUUACCAAUAUCGAUUUUCUAGUUGGUGAACUCUUAUUGGUUCCAGCGGAAAAUAAACUUGUCUUUACAUCCGUAUCAACGCUUGUCGAAAAUUCACAUGAUUUCGAAAUAUACGCACUUGAUCUCAGAAAUGUAUCUUUACUAUCUAGAUUAACAGAUAACAAAAUGAUGGAACAAAAUCUGCAAUUAUCACCCGACGGUAAACAUCUAUUCUUUGUAAUAGGUUCCAUGGGACCGACUGGUGGAAAAUAUAAUGAUACACAAAAUGCAUUAGGCUCGGUCGAUUUAACAACUGGAGUGACUGAACAUUGGGGAAAAGGCUUCAAUGGAAAUAUUAUAGGCUAUACAAUUCGACCACAGGGCGGUGUUUAUAUACUUGGACAAUUAGGAGUCAAUGUUCAAAUAUAUGUACAGCAGUCAUCAUCAAAAUUUGUAAUGUUACAGCACGGAUGGGAAGGAACAUAUCAAUUGAUUUCCUCGGCCACAUCACCACAUUCACUGUCGAUUGCAUUUGCUCAUUCAUCAUUUGAAAGCGCAUUAGAGGUUUAUUUUGUUGAACAUAUCAAUCAAUUAUAUGUCGCGAAAGCUGUUACUUGUGAAAAUCAAAUUCUUCGUGAACGAAAUCUACCUCGAGCAAAAGUAUAUCGAUGGAUUAAUAGUGAAGAUGAUCGUACAAUCGAAGGAAUUCUACAUUAUCCACCGGGAAAGUUUGAAUGUAAAAAUUUGCCAUUAUUUGUACUUAUUCAUGGAGGUCCAUCAGCUACAAGUCUCAAUAUGUUAAUCGGAGAUUGGUAUUCGUGGGCUCCAUUAGCAGCUACUGAAGGUUGGCUAGUUUUGGAACCUAAUUAUCGAGGUUCGGCGGGAUAUGGCGAUGCAUUUUUAAGUGAACUUAUUGGUCAUCCUUUAUCUCGACCAGGAAGAGAUAUUCUUGCUGGUGUUGAUACUUUAAUUGCCGAUGGCAUCGCUGAUCCAAAUAGACUUACUGUUGGCGGUUUUAGUUAUGGUGGAUUUUUAACAAACUGGUUGAUUACCCAAACAACGCGGUUUAAUGCUGCUGUAUCCGGUGCUGGACCAGUUGAGCAUGUUUCUUUAUGGGGUACGAUGGAUACGCCGUUGUAUAUUGCAUCUUAUAUUGGUGGAUAUCCGUGGGAAAUACCGGAAACCUAUUAUGAAGAAUCGAUUAUGUUUAAAUUAGGUUACGUCCAAACGCCAACACAUAUAGUUAGUGGUGCAAAUGAUCUACGUGUUCCUCCGUCUGAAAGUGUAACGUUAGAACGCGGGUUACAUUAUCUUGGUGUUCCUGUGAAAUUAUUACUUUUUCCAAACGAAGGACACGACCUGACUAUCAAUCCAUGGCAUGGAAAGAUCAAAGUUCGAGAAGAACUUAAAUGGCUUGAAAAAUAUGGACAUGCAUCGCUAAAUAAGUCGAGACCACAAUAG